AUGAACUCACCUAUCCCCAUACAAUCUACUCCAGCGCGUCGUGCCUACACGCCUCUUGAAGUUAAGCGCAUGAUUUUCAUCAGUCUCUUUAAAAAUGGAGCAGGCGCUUCAAAGGGUAUCCCGUCUGCGGCAUUGUCAAAACUCUCAAUGUAUGACCCGAACACGACCAUGCCAUUUGCUACUGCUUUAUCACUUGGAGAGGAUGAGAGUUUGCAGUCGGUCGUUCAGAAGGCUGCAAUAGAAUUUUCCGAGCAUGAUGAGUUGCGCCAAAAUAUACGUUAUUACGUCAAAAGCCCGAAAGCUGACGCUGAAGAUAUGCGAAUACACGUCGGUAGACUCCUCGAUGAAGAUAUCAAGGAAAGGGAUCUCUUGAAAAAGGACCCGCACAUACUACAGAGAUCGAUUCUGGCAAAGGCCAUCCUUGUUGUGAAUGAAAUGGAGCAAAAAUGGCUUGGGAUAGAGAUCCAAGACGAUGCGCAUGAUUUCAAAAUCCAGUUGGUGACUUUGGUUAAUGGCUGGGGACAAGUUACCAAGGUCGAGCUACUGUAUUUCAAGUUCAAGACAUCUUUUCUGAGGUUUGUGGCUACACUCAAAGAUGAAACUCGAAACUGCCAAAUUCCUCCGGAAAACAUCACUAUGCCUACUCUUUCCUGGCCGUUCGCCGAUUUUGGGGAUAAAGAGGUACAAAUGAACAAUGGAACUUCGAAUACUUCUUCUGACAUUCAGAAUACAAAGUCCUCGGAACAAGUAGCGAAUGGCAAUGGCAUAUCUCCAGAGAAUAUUGAGUCCACCCAGAGUACGUCAGCUACAACAAACCGACAUCCCAACGACAAGGGCUACAGUCUCUGGGAUGGUCCUUGGAUGUAUCGAUUGCCGCACAUAGGCAAAGACGGCGAAUCCAAACCCAGUUGGCGAUGCCUCCGAGAUGAAAAAGACUAUGCGAAUAUGCUGGAUGGCAUCACUCGUGUCAAUUCCAAAUAUCAAGCGUGGGGCCAGCGAUUUAAAUGCAGUGUCUCGAUUAUGCACUCGCUAGAUCGAGAUUGCCAACAAAGGUAUUUUGACAUCCGAGAGGAGGAGCGAGCUUUUAGUGCGCAGUGGGAGAAGGAGUUGGAGAAGGCGGGAUUCUUUGACGAUGAAGAUCCUGUUGGUGAUCCUGGAGAUGAUUGGUUUGAUUCUUGGUUGAGAAACCGCAAAAGUCCUUCCAAGAACACAUAA
Messenger RNA from Sclerotinia borealis F-4128, 1215 nucleotides. The record is from the annotation of a GenBank genome assembly. NCBI's taxonomy places the organism in Eukaryota, Fungi, Ascomycota, Leotiomycetes, Helotiales, Sclerotiniaceae.